UCCCCGCAGUGGGAAGGAGGCAGCGUGGCGGGGGAAGGCCCCGAGCGGCCGUCCGGGGGCGAGAUCCGGGUUGGGCCCGGGCACCAGGCACGGCUGCCCGAACUGCGGCCCGCCCACGAGCCCCCCGGCAUGCCCCGCGAGGAGCUGCGCUGGACGCCCGGGGUUCCCGACUGCGACCUCAUGAUGUACCUCAGGGCCGCCAGGAGCAUGGCGGCAUUUGCGGGCAUGUGUGACGGGGGCUCGGCGGAGGACGGGUGUUUGGCGGCCUCACGGGAUGACACGACCAUCAACGCACUGGACCUGCUGCACGACAGCCAGUAUGACACGGGCCGUGCCCUGCAGGCUCUGGUCAAGAACCCCGUACCCCGAGGCCUCGAUAAAAAGUGGACCGACGAGGACCAGAAACGCUUUGUCAAGGGCCUGAGGCAAUAUGGCAAAAACUUCUUCAAGAUACGCAAGGAGCUCCUCUCACAUAAGGAGACGGCUGACUUGGUGGAGUUCUACUACCUGUGGAAGAAGACCCCAGGCGCGGCGACUUCCCGGCCUCACCGGAGACACCGCAGGCAGAACGUGCUUCGGCGAAGCAGACCAUCAUCCCGACUGACCAAAGUGGCGCAAAAUGAAUUCGCGGAUGCGAGUUCAGCAAGCGAAGAAGAGGAGUCUGCUGAUGAUUCUGAUUCCCGGGAAGUGCCGGCCUACAUGUGCCACAGCUGCCUUGCUACCAAUUCAAAGGAGUGGUUCCAAACGGGCAAGGAGAGUUUGGUGCUCUGCUGGGACUGCUGCCAACAGAAGAAGGGCACCGAGGCGGUGAGACCCCUUGCGUCCAACGACGGGGACGGCGCCCCGCCAUUCCUCUUCAAGCCCGUCGACGGGGAUGCACUCAACGGCAAGCACGUCAUGCGUACCCGCCGGAACAAGGAGGAAGACGGCGAUUUCCACUUCAGAAAGACGGGGCGGGGGUGGCUUACUAAAAACCAGAACCAUACGAAAGGCCGGAGUAAACACGGCGGCAACAACAACGGAGGUGAUGCAGCAAGCCCAGAAAAUAUGGAUGGAGCACUCACUGCCAACAACCGUGCCACGCUCGGGGGCCGCAAGUCGCCCGCAACCAGCACGGCUGACAAGGAUAAGAAAAAGAAGACGAAUCCCGACACUCCUACGAAAGGCAAGAAGCGAGGACGCGACGACACUGCCCCCGCAUCCAAUGCGCUCCCGACGACGCCGACGACUCCCAACGCCUCUCCGACGGAGGAGUUGGCAGAAGCGGUGACGGCGGCGGCCGCCACCACCGCCAUCAUCGUGACUGCGCCGUCGCCGGUCAACGAGGAAGACGACAAGGCAGCAGCGAGCUCGGCAGCCAAGAAGAAGAAGGGCGAGGCAGCCGAGAGCCCCGUCGACUCGCCAGGGGGAGCCGAGGGCCUGUCGAGCCGGAGCAGCAGUGUCGGUGGUGGUGCUGCCUCCAACGAAGAGAAUGCCCCGGAAGAACCUGAAGCGACGUCGCUCAGCCCUCCCAGCGUGUCACCGUCUCCGACUGUGGCCCCCACCUCGGCGGCAGUGCCGUCAGCGACAAAUGUGGCUGAAGAACCAUCGCAGGCUGCGUCGAUGCCACCACAACUACCGUCACCAGUGGAAGAGGAGCGGCCAAGCUCUCGGCAGCCUGAACCUAGCCCUGUAGCAAACGAUGGGCCACCAAAGGAAGCACGGUGUAGCCCAGCAGUUGCGGAAGACGUGCCCGUGGCUCUUCCCAUUUCACGACCACCGUGUCCUUCACCCGUUUCCCUGGUGGUGCCAAGCAUGCCGAGCCAAGUGCCGCAUCUGGAGCGCUCUCCACAGCUGCUCCUACCACGCAUGUCGCCACCCGUGCCACCGCCGGCACAUCAGCUGCUUGGCCGAGGGGUGUCGACGCCUCCGACGCGAAAUCUGACUCCAUCGCCCAAGUUGAUGAUGUCCGAGGACAAGUUUGACCAACUGCUUCCUCAGGCACCGCCCACCCUCUCUCUGCCAGACCCGAGAGAGAAGUCGCCAGCGGCGCCAGCCGACGCCAUGCCGCUGUCCCUGAUCAAGAUGGAAGUGGAAGACUCCAAGCCCCUUCGACUGGUGUCGUCCCCGUCGUCGCGUGGCCGGCCGACUCCUCCACUGCCACUGCCGGGAGGCAUCAACCCAUCUCUGGCAGCUCUGUCGGCCAUGCCACCGCCGCCUGUGGAGCCCCUGCUCCCAUCGGGCAUGAUGCCCCCCACGGUCAAGAGCCACCUGGUGCGCAUCAAAGAAGAAAUGAGCGGACCACCCACGCUCCUCAUGGAAGGACCACCCAGGGGGUUGCCCCCUGGCAGCGGCAAUCGCGUCUCUCCACUUCCACCGGAGGCUACUCAGUCGUUGGCUGCCACCGGUCCACCGCUGGGGAUGCCCAGAGGCUUGUCUCCUCUGGCGUCCCUUCCCCCCUCGUCCUCCUCGUGCUUGCCAGCAUCUUCUCUGGCGGCCGCUGGUGCCUCGGCUCCCCCUCGGUCCUCGCCGUCUUCCGUGGUGUCCGGAGCCCCCGUGGAAUACCCUGGCCCACCCCCGCACCAUGUCAAAACCGAGCCCCCUCCCUCUCCUCCGAAAGAGCGUCUGAGCGCCCCCUCCCCUCCUCACCACAUGCCCUCCUUUUCUCAUUCCUCCUCGCCGGCGCACGUCAAGCCAGUGCCCUGCUCUCUUUCCAUGCCAACACCCCCAACGUCCACCCCCACCUCCUCGGCUCCUAGCCACCACUACCCCUUCUCGCCUCCUCUCUUUGCCACCUCCUCGGUGGCAGUGUCCACGGCCGCCUCCCCUAUGGGUGGUGGCUACCCGAGUCCACUGGUGACUGCGGGUCGGCAGCCGCUGGGAGGCGCGCCUCCACCCGGUGCACCUCCACAGAUGCAUCCGGGGUUUCCGUACCCGGCCUACUUCAGCCCCCAGCUCUACUCCCCGCACCUGCACUUUCCUCAGACGCAUCCGCAGUUUGCCCCUCCGCCCCCCGCACCCCCACCGCCGGCUCACCAGGCGACGGCGCCGCAGCACCACUCCAAAACGCCCCCCUCGCGCGCCCCCGUGUCCAUGCCCCUCCCCCCUCAGCUUCCGCUGGACGGCGGAGGCGGGGGAAGCGGGCACCGGGUGGCCCCACCUUCCCACCACGGGGGCUCCGGCGGCCACCACAGUGGUGGGCUGUCAUCGCAUCACGCCGGCGGCAGCUCCCACCAUGGUGGCCCCCCUGUCCACCACAUUGUGCCCGAAGAGGAGGAGGAAGAGCCCGAGGCCCAGCAGCUGGUGAGGGGACCCAGCCCCGAGCCCAAGGUUGAAGACAGCGAAUGCCACCGCAGCCAGUCCGCCAUGUGCCGUGACUUCUCCGCGCUCGGAAAGCGCCGGACCGAGCAAAAGUGUGCAGAGUACGUUCUCAGGCCAAUGCGGCGACGGCGAGCUGCUUUCAUUUCUGCAAGCGACACGCAUUUAAUUGAAGCGGUCCUGCACGAGGGCACGGCAGCGAACGGCAUGUUUGGGUUGUCACCUGUUCUUAAAAGCGUGCAGUACACUUACACCAGUGGCAACAGCGCUAAGCCAUACGCACUGCUGAGCAAGCAGUUCAUGAUCAUUGAUAGCCAACAGCAGCAGCGGGAGCGGGAGCUGAAGCUCAGGACACUGGAGGAGGCUGCUCGCGGUGGCCGGCCGCCUAUCAACUGA
Messenger RNA from Rhipicephalus sanguineus (brown dog tick), 3693 nucleotides. Its product is annotated as arginine-glutamic acid dipeptide repeats protein. The transcript has 13 exons. Gene Ontology annotation, molecular function: transcription corepressor activity. The annotation marks the transcript as partial. Lineage: Eukaryota; Metazoa; Arthropoda; Arachnida; Ixodida; Ixodidae. The record is from RefSeq and is a predicted model, not a curated record. Gene Ontology annotation, cellular component: nucleus.